Xyrauchen texanus (razorback sucker) is the source of this 3919-nucleotide messenger RNA. RefSeq names its product enoyl-[acyl-carrier-protein] reductase, mitochondrial. Gene Ontology annotation, biological process: fatty acid metabolic process. Lineage: Eukaryota; Metazoa; Chordata; Actinopteri; Cypriniformes; Catostomidae. Gene Ontology annotation, molecular function: trans-2-enoyl-CoA reductase (NADPH) activity. Gene Ontology annotation, cellular component: mitochondrion. Bases 1595 to 2695 code for a protein of 366 amino acids. The transcript is spliced from 10 exons. The record is from RefSeq and is a predicted model, not a curated record.
GUAUCUCUAGCUAUACCACUCACAGCCAGAUCACUCAACGGAAACAAACAUCUAAACAAACCAAAGACUGUAUGAUUCAGCUUAAUGAAAACCAAAUCUAUCAAUCCUAUUGAUAUCGUUUACAGUUAGAACCAACAAGGCUUUUACAGUCACCACAGAAGAACCAUGUGAAGUUCCACAAAAACAUCAUAUUCUCCAGUUCUUUAGAAAUUCACCAAUGUAGUGUGUUAAAGAACCUAGAAACCAGUGAUCCAAAACAUAAAUAUUAACUCUAGAACCCUCUACAGCCAACCAUGGUUCUUAUGAGUAAGAAGAAGCUUCUUUGCCGAACCAUAGAAGAACCUUUAUUUUAAAGUGCGAAUGGCUUUGAGGAAUCAGAAACAAAUAUAGAACACACAUUCAUAGUCACUAACUCAAUGAACUAAAGCUACGUUCACAACGCAAGCCACCGAAUGCUCAAAUCUGUGAGGUUGUUCGUAUGAAAUUUGAAAUGUGGCUCUGAUCUUAAAGAGCUCCUAAACUGACCAACAUGUGUAAAAAAAAAAAACCUACCCUGGCAUGUACACCAUAACAUAAUGUCAUUUAAUGUGAUUUCAUAUCUUAUAUCAAAUUGGAAGAACUUAGAACUUCUGGUCUUAAAUCAGUGCAUGAGAAUUUGAACGUGCAAGUGUCAACAACAAUUGAGACCUAGUGUAUAUCAAUAUAUAUUUAAAUUAUAUUUUUGCACCUUUCUGUGUAAUAUUUCAUAUAGUGCAAUUCAUGAAUUGAUUCAAGGGUAAAAUCAAGUGUGCAAUCAUGACAAAUGUUGAGUUAGAUUGAAAUAAAUAUCACAUAAAUUACACCCUGAAGCCACAACAACCUUAAAAUCAGAUCAGAUAUGAAUAUAAUAAGACAUAUUAAUGUGCCCCAGAUCGGAUUUGAAAAAGUCAUAUUCAACUGUGGUGUAAACGCAGAAGAAAGGUGUUAAAGAUGAAGUUACACUUGAUUAACUGCACACCCUGAUGACACUGGACAGAAGUACACUACACAUUCUCUGACUGUGUUCCCUUUGAAGUCCCAGUGUGUCAUUUUGGCAUGGAGUGAUUACAUGUAGUGUGCAAUGAACAGUAUUUCAAAAUAAAGAAAUAUCCUCUCUGAUGCAUUGGUGUUACAGUAUUUUUCCUUUAUACGAUGUUGAAAUAAUCUGUAAAAUUGAUGAAUUGGGGUCAAAAAUGUUUUGUUUGUUACAAAAGGUCAGCGCCUGUACAAUGAACAUGAUCUUUUUUUGCCUGGAAAAUAAAGGCUUUUUUGGAGUUGAUUUUCAAAACAAACCUUCCCUGAGAAAUAUUAACUGGAAUAGGAAGUUUGACAACUAGCCAUAGUCAGCAGAGCAUGGUUUCCUGUUCAACAGAUUGAAAGCAGAAGUACAAAGAUGUCUUUUGUGCCCUAUAGGUCUGACAGAUGAGUUCAUGAUAGAUACUUACUGUACAUCUUUGCCAUUCAGGAAGGUCAUUCAAUGUUGCUCAACAAUAAAAACUAAAGAGAGAAGGCUUGUUUUAUCAUCACCACAGUCGGCUGUACACAUGCCGUAGACGUUCACUCAAGAGGAGCAGUCAUGGUCAUCAGAAGUGUACUGCACAGAGCCACUCAUGUAGGAAUCACACUACUGAGGGACCGACAGAAGAGAUGCUCUCGAAUCUGGAGAAUGAUUCACCACUGCUCAGCUUUAGUUUACAGAGAACACUCGCAUGACUUUGACACUGUGAGGAUGGAGCAGGUGUUGUUGCCUCCAGUGGGAGAUGGCAGUGUGAGGGUGCACAUGCUGGCAGCACCCAUCAAUCCUGCAGACAUCAACAUGAUCCAGGGUACAUACCCAAUCUUGUGUCCCCUCCCUGCAGUGGGCGGGAAUGAGGGUGUGGCAGAGGUGAUAGAGGUGGGCAGUGAUGUAACAGCGCUGAGGCCUGGUGAUUGGGUACUGCCCAUAGAUGCUUGCUUUGGUACAUGGAGGACAGGUGCAGUGUGUGAAGAGGAUGAUCUGAUCUCUGUAUCUAAAGACAUCUCUUUACUGGAAGCCGCCACAGUUUUCGUGAACCCCUGCACUGCAUACAGAAUACUGCACGACUUUCAAACACUCACCCCUGGUUGUACUUUGAUUCAGAACGGCUCUAACAGUGCAGUUGGACAGGCUGUGAUUCAGAUCGCUGCAGCACUGGGCCUGAAAACAAUCAACAUCAUCAGAGACAGACCAAACUGUGCAGAGUUGAUUGAGGAGAUUCGGGCACUGGGAGCUGAUUAUGUCAUCACUGAAGAGGAAGUGAUGUCAUCAGGGCUUUGCCAGAUCUUUGAGGAAGUCCCUAAACCUAAACUGGGUUUGAAUUGUGUAGGUGGCUUGAGUGGAGGACUUGUGUUGUCUAAUCUUGAUUAUGGAGGCACAAUGGUGACAUAUGGAGGCAUGGCCAAAAGACCCCUGCAGAUUCCUGCUAAAUCCUUUAUAUUCCAAAAUGUCACUCUAAAAGGCUUCUGGCUGACCCAGUGGAAGAGAAACCACAGGAAUGAUAAAGCUCAGCUGAAGAUGAUGUUAGAUUCAGUGUGUGAUCUCAUGAGAGCGGGACAUCUCUCUGCACCACAAUACAUCCAGACACCAUUUCACCAGUACACACACGCAUUACACGCUACUGUGCAGUCACACACCCGCAAACAUGUACUUAUCAUGUAGACUGAAAAACACAGGAUGGCAUUCACUACGAUGUUGAUUUUCAUAUCCAUUUGAAGGAUCUCGAUAUUGAUUCUGAAAAUCUCAACGAUUGAUCUUUCACUCUGUUCUUUACUGUCAAUUAUUGAUCAAACAAAAAUUUAAACAUUUCACUCCAAUCACGCAUUGCACGGAUGCGGUUCCGGAUCCAUCCAACUCCACUGUCGUUAACAUGCGCUCAACCCAAACGUCUGUGAGACGCUUACUGAACUGUCACUAUUCUUAAAGAGACGUUUUAGCACAUUGUACAAAUGAAUGUAAUACUUGUAAAUUGUGCAAGUAUGCAUGUAAACAAUAAACUUGUAACAAUAUAUAUAUAUAUAUAUAUAUACACACAAAUUCAAUUUCAAGAUAUCAUAAUUCUUUGUGAAAUAUAUGGUACUAGAAUUCUUUUUAGCUAACAUGUGACCAAAAUAAUAAAACAAUCAAAUAAAAUGUGUAAAAUGAAUAUAUUUGUAAUGUUCCAGGUUAGAUGGUCCCCUGUAUAAUUAACAGCAUUAACUGAGUGAGAACGUCUUUCAUGUGUAAGCAAAAUGUUCACUGAGACCCUUGCGUGACUGCUGUGUGCAUUUCCCUUUUCCCUUUUUGAUUUGUAUCUAAUAAACUUGCAAAAACUUGCAAAAAAUAAAAUCUAGAGCAAAUAGUUUUCCUAUAAAUUGAUGUCCUCAUAUGUGGACAGCGGGACUAAGUCAUGACAGUUAAAAUAAUAUUCAAUUAUAGAAAUUCAGAUUUUCUUUUUUUAUAUAUAUAUAAUUGUUUAUUAUGAUGUGCAGGAGUGUUGGUUAUUCAUGUUUUUGAGAUGUUACAGACAUUACAUCAGACAUGAUCAUACAUAAUUCUGAUUCAAAGUAAUGACCAGCAUCAUCCAAUCACUGCCAACCAUGUUCAAAUAAAAUGAUCCAUUAUAAAUUGUGAAUCUAUGUAUUGAUGAUCAUGUUGAGUGAUCCAAACACCAUCUGCAGCCUGAAACUGAACUUUUGAUCAGAUUUUAGGAGUGAACGCACUUAACUGCAUAGAGAGAUAUAGGAUGCUCCCUAUUUAGUGAAUGACUUUACCUCCAGUGUGCUGUCUGUCUGCACUGGUCUCAGAACAGUUCACAAUGCAAGCCUCUGAAAGCAACAUAUUACAGUUUUUGGAUGAACUCAUUGAUUCUUAAUGUAACAGUGCACAGUAAAUAUAGGAAUGCAU